CAUGUCGCUGUCUCUGCUGCUGCUGCUGCUGCUGCUGGGCAGCUCCCAGACAUCUCAUUUUAUGGGAACGGUCAUGACCUUCUACCCAAAAGACCGCAGCCCAGAUGGAUCGGUCACGGUCGUCCUUCGCUAUAAGUUGAACUUCCACGCUUUUGGCGGCGACACGUGGAGGUGCUUCAGGGGGAACUGUGGGAGUCAGAGUUCUUUGACGCUGAACAGAGUGUCCCAGGAGAGCAGCGCAAAGUGGUACCAAGACGAGGGAGUCAUGACUCGGCAGGUUCUCGACAGAGGUGCUUUUCAGCUGUGGUUGAGCGGUGCUGCCUGGAUAAGUAACAGAAAUGGCAUCUCAUCAUGGAGAGCCGUGACACUGGUAGAUCUGAGGAACCGUUCCGACACCAGCAGGGCCAACGCGUCCCCUCAGACCACCAUCCUGCCACUUGUGAGAGUUCCUUCAAACUGUCAGAGAGAUUUCAACCUGUUGGCGUUUGACCCUGACGGAGACGAGGUUCGAUGCAGAUAUGGAAACGCAUCACUGACAGAGUGUAGCCCCUGCACGCCACCGUCUGUCCUCCGCCUCUCACCAUCGUGUACUCUGUCAUUCGGCGCCACCACCAGCAGUGAUGAAGGUCCAUACGCAGUCCAGCUGGUGAUGGAGGACUUUCCCAGACAGACGAUCACCCUGAAUCAAGGCGGAAGCUUCCAGACGAACAUAACUACAAACAACGCUAUCAGCAAAAUACCUGUCCAAUUUGUUCUACAGGUGGAUCCUGCGGUGCCAUCCUGCACAGAGGGACUCUAUCUGCCAGCGUUCCUGCCUCCAACACCGGCCAACAGAGCUCGACUUUACACCCCCGUCAAUCAGACCCUGGACAUCAGCAUUAACGCAGCUGCAACUUUCUCCAUGGUCUCUGAGCUGCUGUUCAGCGGGCCGCACAACGUGAACCAGACCAGAUCAGGACCAGGUCAGUUUACCCUGAGCUGGAUGCCGUCUCAGAGCGAGGAGGGAGAGAGCCAACCCAUCUGCUUCAUUGUCCAAGCACUUUCCAAUUCAACAAAGUAUCAUUCUGAGCUGCGAUGUGUCAUCGUAAGUGUUGGAAACGAUCCAUCACCAAGCGCUGAACCAACUACAGAGGGACCUACGCCAUCAGCGGGACCUACGCCAUCAGUGAGACCUACGCCAUCAGAGGGAUCUACGCCAUUGUCCCAACCAAUUGUCAUUCGCUUGACGGCGAGGAUUUCCUCUGUGGUGGCUCUGACUGAGGAAGACAUCAGGAGUACGGUCGUACAGCAGCUUAAAAACGAACUGGUGAAACUCGGAUUUCCACCCAGCGCCAAUCUGACGUUACUGGGGAAGGUGUAACUGGAAAUUACAGCCACUGGGGACCCCUGCUGAUUCAUCGUGGUCACCUAUCCACCUGGCACAAAAUCUAAGAAGUUUUCAUUUUAAUUUAAAGGUUGAACUGGGGAAACUGGGCUUUGUUUUUAUCAAGGUCCAUUUAGUAGCUGUUCUUGGUCUUUUAAUGGUGUCUCCUGAUCUUCAUUAAAAAAUGGGAUUGCCCUAGUGGACAUUGAUUGAACUGUAAAUGUUCAAAUUUCUUUACAGUGUUUAAACUUUUAACGAUCAUCACUAUCAUUUUUAACAAAGUAAUGUUUUAGACCAGGGGUGUCCAAACUUUUUGUCCCGAGGACCACAUACAAAAAAAAUGAGAAGGAUUGGGCCACUCACGCCACCACGCUGCUGAUGACGUGUUUUUUUUCCCGGCUACCAAACACGACCGUAUUGUUGUUUUGUGAAAAUAUAGCUGAUAUUCAACCUUUAAAAGGCCAUAGACUAAAACCAGAAUUAAACAAUAACAUUUCCUUGUUGCUAAAGACAUGGGCCAGGUUCUGGAUUUAAAUAACUAAAUCCAACGACUCUACAUGCUGCACAUUUUACUGAUCUUUCCUCAUGUUUUACGUGACAGUUACAGAAUCCCAGUUUAUAGAUGCUAAAUGUUUGUUUUAUUAAAACAUAAUUUGUUUAACCUCA
This is a messenger RNA of Limanda limanda (common dab), 2029 nucleotides long. RefSeq lists its product as uncharacterized. The coding region runs from base 2 to 1360 and encodes 452 amino acids. Lineage: Eukaryota; Metazoa; Chordata; Actinopteri; Pleuronectiformes; Pleuronectidae. The transcript has 11 exons. The record is from RefSeq and is a predicted model, not a curated record.